CAGAUGGCCCCAGAUAUCCAGCCGUAUGGGCGGGUGGACGUCAUGGCCUCGAUGGACCCGUUUGGAUGGGGCACCGGUGUAGGGGUGGUAGAAGAAGAGGAGGAAGAAUCGGAGGGUGAGGAUGAGGAUGACGAUGACGGCAACAACGUGGAGGGCAAAGCAGGGGAUGACGAUAGUGACGAUAUGGAAAUGAGCGACUGA
Messenger RNA from Linnemannia hyalina, 201 nucleotides. The record is from the annotation of a GenBank genome assembly. Lineage: Eukaryota; Fungi; Mortierellomycota; Mortierellomycetes; Mortierellales; Mortierellaceae.